CAGGAUCAGCCGGCGGGACGGACGGAACCCUAGUUCUCGCGCAGCCUACCCGCGCAGACCCAAGUCCCCAACACACCAUUUUCAGUUGUUUUUCUUCGAUCAGGGCAUCUGGUCGCCCGUGCUGUAUCCACGUGUUUUGUUGUGUCCGUGCUCGAUGCUUUAAGUAUCUCCACGAUGAGUGUGAAGUGGCUCUGGGCGGUGGCCGCGUGCGCUGUGGCAUGCGCCGGCGCCGAGCGAGGGGGCUCCUCCCUGCGCGGGGCACUCGAGGCGCUCCAGCGGAGGCAGCGGGGACGCAUGCAUCCUCCCAUGGAUCCUCUGCCUGAAUAUGACGCCCUUUACGAAUUCGUUCCACCGCAGGUCUAUCCUGAGCCUGACUACAAUGUAGACGUCGAAGAUCUUGAUGAUGACUCAAAUACAAAAUAUAUAGUCAAACUUUUGGAAGAAAAUGAGAGACCACAGGAAGCCUAUGAAUACAAAUUAAUAAAAAAAAAGAAUUCGCAUCCUGAAACUGUUUCAAAUAAGAAAGAAUCAGCCUUUCGUGAAAGAAGUCAUCAUCCCGACAAUGAUAAACUUCGAGAAUUGUUUAUAGGGAAAAACGACGCAGAAGAAAAAAAAGAGCUUCAAGAGAAAGCACAAACCGACAAAGAAUAUGCAUUGCUGUUGGGUGAACUGUGGUCAAAGUAUAAAUACGACAAGGGAAAGGCGGAGCCUGCUCCUCCAGGAGUUGUUAAAUUAUACAAGGAGAAAAUAGUUAAGAAGAGAUAUCCGAACAAUUGGGGACCCAUAGCAUUCAAAAGAAAGCGAAGCUCUGACUCAGAUGCUGAUCGCCCUAUAUCACCGGAUUAUGAGACUGAUAGAAAAAUUGAAAAUGUUCUCGACUCAAAUUACAAUACUUACGAAUUGCCCAAUGAUGACAAGGAAGACCUUCGAGAAGAAUAUGCAAUCGCUUUUCAGCCCUUAGAUGAUGAUAGUCUCUCUGAUUUGGCUGAUGAUGAUCAGUAUACAUACGAUUCCAUAGAAAAACGAUUCCCUGUGACUAAACGCAGUAGUGGACCUUACGAUUUCAACAUUAAAAAGAAAAGAUUUGCCCUAAAUCAGAACAAACGUGAAACUUCUAAAACGUUUAGGAGCAGUUCCGGGACAGACCCGAAAAUUAUUAGAGACUUAUCAAGAGUUUUUGGCAACCCUGAAUCUGAAAUUAAAAAUCCAGUAAAGCGAAGUAGCGACAACCAAGAAUCUCAUGAUGGCAAACCGCCUAUGCUACCUCAAGCAAAUACUAAUACAACUCACGAACAUCAUAAUUCUACUGAUCUAAAAGGAAAUGAUCAAGAACAUGUCAUGCAUCAUCCUGGUGUACUGAGUAAAGAUGAUGAACAUGACAAUCAUCAACAUGAUCAUAAUGAAAGUGAAAAACCAAUAAUUAUUAAGAAAAAGUCGAUUGAUUGGUCUGACUACUUUGGCAUAGAUAAACGCAAAAAGAGUACGAAAGCAUUUGUAAAUGAUUUAACUCAGGACAAACUGCGAAAACAGUACUUCGAUACUUUCAAUAAAGAAGUUGUUUAUCCUUUAAAUAGUUUUCGGCAACAUAGUAACGUAAAGAGGAACUAUGUGCAAGCUAGCCCAAAUGAAGAAACUGAAAUAGAAAUUGAUAGGCCUCAUGCUGUCCGUAAUGAUGAAAAACGCGAUACAUCAAAAGAAAAUGACGCCAAAUUAGAUAGCAUUGAUAAGAAAUUAAAGACUAUGGAAGGCCUUAUCGUUGAUGAAGCUUUACAUUACACUAACGUAGGUGACGAUUUGGAUUCAAAAGAGGAACAGGAAAUGAAAGAAAAACUAUUGUCACGAUUAGCAGCAGCAUACAGUUUGGAAAAAAUGAGAAAAGCGCUGAAGGAAUUUAAACAGAGUCUCCAAACUCAUAGGGCUGAAAAUGUGGCAUCCCCAAUACCUAUGGAAGAAGCCAAAGCUAAAAGAGUUGCAGUAAAAAAAGAAAAUGUCGAUGUUAACAGCAAUGAAAUCCCGAUUUAUAACAAAAAUAAGGUUGACGAUUUCGAGGGUGAACAGGGCGCAGGGCAUUAUUUGAAUGGCAAAACUGAGGAGCAGUUUUCGGAGGGCUACAUGGGAGGCAGCGGCAGACAUCGUGUUCCAGUAAUAGCAACCGGUGGCCCUGAAGGAUCUUGUCCAGUACUAGCGAAAAUUGUUCAACGAUGCCGUGGAGUCGACUUAUUAGCAGGGGAUCGUGGACAGCUCUUUUUGCCACUAUGCAGUUUGCAUCAAAUUUGUUAUCUCUGUGGUGAAGCACCUCCCACUACAUGCGACCUCGUGUUCCUAUCGGAAGCGGACACCACCUGCGAAGGCGACAUGAGCUGCCAGCGAGCGGCGCGGUCGGCGUUGAUGGCCUUGCGCGAGCUGCACGACAACCUGGCCGACGAGCUGGACGGCGAGUGUGAGGCCAGCCCCUGUCUGCCCGCCACCCUCAAGCUGAACAUCGGCUGGCAGAGAGCCCUCCAACGAUAUUUUGAGGCAGGACUAGAUGUUAAUUCGUGGGGAACGUUUGUGGAUGAAACGGGAAGGAAGACAGUUUUUUUUUUUGUUUUGUUAGUGGUUGUGAUGUCAAAUACAAGAACCGAAGUUUAUUUAAAAGAAAGAAAUGAUAACGGAGUCGAUAACUUGGCGUCAACGUCAGACGACGGGUCUACGUUAAAACCUGACUUGGUGAUAAGUGUGCAGCCGCAACCGAAUGACAGCUAUCGCGCAGAGCUACCCGUCACCACAGAGAACUGGCGCACCAACCCGCGCGGCCAGUUCAUCCCGGUGCACGGCCUGGACUUCCUCAUCGGAGUCACCAGCCUCCUCAUCCAGCAGACUGUCGAGAUAGACGACUUAAUAUCAAAAGUGGAGUCAGAAAACCGGUACAUCGUGCGAGUACCGCACGGAGAGGCUCUGUACAUCGCGACUGAGUCUUCGUCGCAGACGCAGAGAUGCCUCUGCGGCUCCGGAAGGGCCUUCUUGAUGCACCUCCAUGACAGCACGAGGCAAGAAGCCAUAGUGCUGAAGAGGCGGCUGGCUGCGGCUUCGUGCUGUUUCCCUUGUAGGCUGCAGGAAAUGAAAGUGAUAACCCCGCCUGGUGACUACGUGGGCCGCGUGGUGCAACGGUGGUCGGUAGUGCCGUCCUACCUGGUGCGAGAUCUUAACGACCAGGUUCUGUUCGCCCUUGAAGGCCCGGCUGUCCUGCAGCGGAGCGCGCUCAUGCUGUCGGAAUUUAAGAUCAUGACGGGCGACUCGCUCCGGGAAGUGGGCAAAAUCUCCCACGGCUGGGACCGCGACCUGAACAGCUUCGCCACCACCGUCCAAGUCCCCAAUGCCACUGUCCAGCCUAAGCACAAAGCCUUGCUACUGGGAGCCGCAUUCUUAUUGGAAUACACAUACUUUAUGAAAUCUAAGACAAGUUGCAUGCGGUGUUGCUGUUAAUAAAUGAAGGAAAUAAAAGUGAUAAUAUUCUAUAAGCUACGUGAUAUCACAAAUUUGUUAUUUUUUUAAUGUAUUAUGUAAAUUACCUAAAUAAUUACAAAUAAAUACUUACAUUAUUUUCA
Molecule: messenger RNA, 3587 nt
Organism: Plodia interpunctella (Indianmeal moth)
Lineage: Eukaryota; Metazoa; Arthropoda; Insecta; Lepidoptera; Pyralidae
Exons: 13
Coding region: 175-3465 (1096 amino acids)
Biological process (GO): plasma membrane phospholipid scrambling
Molecular function (GO): phospholipid scramblase activity
Source: RefSeq, a predicted model, not a curated record